Molecule: messenger RNA, 1928 nt
Organism: Ctenopharyngodon idella (grass carp)
Lineage: Eukaryota; Metazoa; Chordata; Actinopteri; Cypriniformes; Xenocyprididae
Product: cytochrome P450 3A27-like
Exons: 13
Coding region: 83-1600 (505 amino acids)
Molecular function (GO): heme binding; iron ion binding; steroid hydroxylase activity
Source: RefSeq, a predicted model, not a curated record
AAUAAAAACAAAAGCAACAGUAUCUGUGUGCAUUAGGACUUCCUCUGGAGCUGAGGAGACUGAAGAAUACAGCUGACUUAUAAUGAUUGACCUUUCAUCUCUGUCUGUGACCUGGACCCUGGUGGUUCUGGUCAUAACUCUCCUGUUUAUUUACGGUGUUUGGCCACAUGGGUUUUUCAAAAAACUGGGAAUUCCAGGACCAAGACCUUGGCCUUUCGUUGGCACACUUCUCUCAUACACUAAAGGUUUGUGUAAUUUUGAUAUGGAGUGUGCUAAGAAGUAUGGAAAAGUUUGGGGGAUUUAUGAUGGAAGACUCCCAAUAUUAAUGGUCACUGAUCUGGAAAUUAUCAAAACCGUUUUGGUGAAAGAAUGUUAUUCUAACUUCACUAACAGAAGGAUUAGAAAAGUAGACCUGGCUGGCCCCUUUGGUGACGGUAUUAUUAUGGUUAGAGAUGAGAAAUGGAAGAGAAUCCGCAAUUCACUCUCCCCGUAUUUCACAAGCGGACGACUGAAGGAGAUAUUUCCCAUAGCUGUGACACAUGCAGAUCGUUUUAUUAAAAACAUGCAGAAGCGAGACCAUGAGCAGCCAGUUAAAACAAAAGAAGUUGUCGCUCCAUAUAGUUUGGAUGUCGUCACCAGCUCCUCCUUUAGCGUUGACAUCGACUCCAUAAACAACCCGGAUGAUCCUUUCGUUAUUAACAUCAAGAAGUUUGUCCAGUUUAAUGUCUUCAGUCCUCUCUUUUUGCUAAUACUUAUGUUUCCCUCUUUUGCAAUUCUUUUGAGCAAACUGGGUAUAACUCUUUUUUCGAAGUCGUCUAUGGAUUUUUUCUACAGUGUCCUGAGAAAGAUUAAGGACGAGCACAAGGAAUCAGAUGGUCGAGUAGAUUUUCUCAAGCUGAUGAUCCAGAAUCAAAUACCUGAUGAUCAAGCUAAAAACGAUACAAGUGACCAGCCAGCAAAAGGACUAACAGAUCAUGAGAUUCUCUCACAGUCCCUUGUUUUCAUCCUCGGAGGUUAUGAGACUACAAGCACCACUCUCACUUUCCUCCUCUAUAAUCUUGCGACUAAUCCAGACUGCCUGGAAAAGCUGGUUGAGGAGAUUGACACAAACUUCCCUCCUGAUACUCCCAUCACAUACGAUGCAUUGAUGAAAAUGGAUUACUUGGAAAUGGCCAUCAACGAAUCAAUGCGUCUCCUUCCCACUGCCCCACGCUUAGAGAGGGUCUGUAAGAAGACUGUGGAGAUCAAUGGCGUGACAAUACCAAAAGACACUCUGGUUGGAAUUCCUACAUAUGUUUUAUGUCGUGACCCACAGCUCUGGGAUUCUCCCGAUGAGUUCAGGCCGGAGAGGUUCAGCCCAGAGAGUAAAUCAGAGAUUAACCAGUACGCUUUCAUGCCUUUUGGACUCGGGCCUCGGAAUUGCAUUGGAAUGAGAUUUGCCCUAAUGAUCAUGAAACUGCUUGUUGUGAAGCUUCUUCAGAACUUCACUGUGGAAACAUGUAAAGAGACACAGAUCCCUCUGGAGCUGAAUGUUGUUUUUCAGCCAAAGGUUCCCAUCACACUGAAGUUUAUUCCAAGAUCUCACAAGGAAAAACAAUAAUAAGAUUGAAUAUGCAUUAUAAUAUUUACGUGGUUAUAAUUCUUCAUAUUUUCUUAAUAUUUUACACACACACAUAUACAUGUCUUUAUUUAAAGGGACACUGUUUCUUUAAAUGAUAAUAGUUUAAAUAUAAUAGUUUUGGCUGAUGUAAUAUAACACUGGUGGCUGUGGACACACCUCAAAGGAGGACUCCCACAUGGUGAAAGGAAAAAGAUCUUCAUUUCUAACUUAUAAGUUGCUCAAAUUAUAAUAAAUAUUAUUGUGACAGCACUUGUAAUAUUUGUUACUGCAGUUACCAUGGAUUAAAUGCAAAAAAAAAAAAUUGUUU